Cokeromyces recurvatus is the source of this 534-nucleotide messenger RNA. RefSeq lists its product as uncharacterized. The coding region runs from base 1 to 534 and encodes 177 amino acids. NCBI's taxonomy places the organism in Eukaryota, Fungi, Mucoromycota, Mucoromycetes, Mucorales, Mucoraceae. The record is from RefSeq and is a predicted model, not a curated record. The transcript is spliced from 3 exons.
AUGUCUGAAGUGGCCUCAGCUUAUCCUUUAGCAGAUAAAGUUUAUUCUUGGUCGUUGAUGCUAAGUACAGUGAUCAUCAUCAUCAUAGCUAUUCCUGCUAUGGCACUUUCACAUAAAUCGGCAUAUUGGGUCUUUAUCGAAUUUCAAAAUUCAACGGGGGUAUGCAAAAAUGAUGGUAUGGUCUUCUUGAUUGGUCUUUUGUCAACUGGGAUGGGCAUUAGUAGUAGGAUGCGAUGCUCCAAGAGUUUGGGGCUUAUUCUUUCCACUUUAUUUUCUAUCCAAGAUGUAGACGAGCUUUUGAAUUCAACUAUGCCAACAGGCACCUUUUUCUUAAAAGAGUUACCAACAGUCAAGGCAUUACAGCUUUUUUUUUUCCUUGUUAUCUUACUGAUAGCCCAAAUUGGCUCUCUUUGUAACUUUGUCUUGGCAGCUAGGGAAUUUUAUGUGGGAGUCUAUCAAGGGAUGGUCUAUUACCAUCCUCUAAGUUCCUUUACAAAAUUUCUGGUGAUGGCAUCCCCGUCCGGUGUUUAUUGA